AUGAUACACAAAAUUGUUUUGUCUCUGUUUCCCUUUCUUCUGCUCCUGUUAAUUAAUGGACAAGGAAGCUCGGCUAGAUAUAUAAAACUUGUCCGAGAGAAUGUAGAAGAAAAACAAGUUGAUCAACCCUACCUUGACGGAUGGUUGAAAGAUACUCGAGUCGAGAAAAUAAAAUCUACCUCAGACUCCAACCAAGUUUAUCUUGAUGGAUGGUUGAAAGAUACCAGAGCUGAGAAAGCUAAGUCCAUCCCUAACUCAAACCAAAUUUAUCUUGAUGGGUGGUUGAAAGAUACCCGAGCAGAGAAAGCAAAAUCCACCUCUGAUUUCAACCAAGUGUACCUUGAUGGAUGGUUGAAAGAUACCCGAGCAGAGAAAGAAAAAUCCACCUCAGACUCCAACCAAGUUUAUCUUGAUGGAUGGUUGAAAGAUAUCAGAGCUGAAAAAGCUAAGUCCACCCCUAACUCAAACCAGGUUUACCUUGAUGGAUGGUUGAAAGAUACCCGAGCAGAGAAAGCAAAAUCCACCUCUGAUUCCAAGCAAGUUUAUCUUGAUGGGUGGUUGAAAGAUACCAGAGCUGAGAAAGCUAAGUCCACUCCUAACUCAAACCAAGUUUACCUUGAUGGGUGGUUGAAAGAUACCCGAGCAGAGAAAGAAAAAUCCACCUCAGACUCCAACCAAGUUUAUCUUGAUGGAUGGUUGAAAGAUAUCAGAGCUGAGAAAGCUAAGUCCAUCCCUAACUCAAACCAAAUUUACCUUGAUGGGUGGUUGAAAGAUACCCGAGCAGAGAAAAUAAAAUCCACCUCUGAUUUCAACCAAGUUUCCCUUGAUGGAUGGUUGAAAGAUACCCGAGCAGAGAAAGCAAAAUCCACCUCAGACUCCAACCAAGUUUAUCUUGAUGGAUGGUUGAAAGAUAUCAGAGCUGAAAAAGUUAAGUCCACCCCUAACUCAAACCAGGUUUACCUUGAUGGAUGGUUGAAAGAUACCCGAGCAGAGAAAGAAAAAUCCACCUCUGAUUCCAAGCAAGUUUAUCUUGAUGGAUGGUUGAAAGAUACCAGAGCUGAGAAAGCUAAGUCCACCCCUAACUCAAACCAAGUUUACCUUGAUGGGUGGUUGAAAGAUACACGAGCAGAGAAAGAAAAAUCCACUUUAGACUCCAAUCAAGUUUAUCUUGAUGGAUGGUUGAAAGAUACGAGAGCUGACAAAGCUAAGUCUACCCCUAACUCAAACCAAGUUUACCUUGAUGGGUGGUUGAAAGAUACUCGAGCAGAUAAAGCAAAAUCCACCUCUGAUUCUAACCAAGUUUAUCUUGAUGGGUGGUUGAAAGAUAUUAGAACUGAGAAAACAAAGUCCAUUUCUAACUCCAACCAAGUUUACCUUGAUGGAUGGUUGAAAGAUACCCGAGCAGAGAAAAUAAAAUCCACCUCCGACUCCAACAAAGUUUACCUUGAUGGAUGGUUGAAAGAUACCCGAGCAGAUAAAGCAAAAUCUAUUUCUGAAUCCAACCAAGUUUACCUUGAUGGAUGGUUGAAAGAUACCCAAGCUGCAAAAUCUACCCCUGACUCCAACCAAGUUUACCUCGAUGGAUGGUUGAAAGAUACCCGAACAGCAAAAAUAAAAUCCAACUCUGACUCCAACCAAGUUUACCUUGAUGGAUGGUUGAAAGAUACCCGAGCAGAGAAAGCAAAAUCUACCUCUGAAUCCAACCAUGUUUACCUUGAUGGAUGGUUGAAAGAUACCCAAGCUGCAAAAUCUACCCCUGACUCCAACCAAGUUUACCUUGAUGGAUGGUUGAAAGAUACUCGAGCAGAGAAAACAAAAUCCACUUCUGACUCCAACCAAGUUUACCUUGAUGGAUGGUUGAAAGAUACCCGAACAGAGAAAGAAAAAUCUACCUCUGAAUCCAACCAAGUUUACCUUGAUGGAUGGUUGAAAGAUACCCAAGCUGCAAAAUAUACCCCUGACUCCAACCAAGUUUACCUUGAUGGAUGGUUGAAAGAUACUCGAGCAGGGAAAACAAAAUCCAAGUCUGACUCCAAACAAGUUUAUCUUGAUGGUUGGUUGAAAGAUACCCGAGUUGAGAAAAUAAAAUCUCCAUCUGCAUCCAACCAAGUUUACCUUGAUGGAUGGCUGAAAGAUAUCCAAGCUGGAAAAACAAAAUCCUCUUCUGACUCCAACCAAAUUUACCUUGAUGGAUGGUUGAGAGAUAUCUGA
Molecule: messenger RNA, 2211 nt
Organism: Vicia faba (fava bean)
Lineage: Eukaryota; Viridiplantae; Streptophyta; Magnoliopsida; Fabales; Fabaceae
Source: the annotation of a GenBank genome assembly